AUGGCUCCUUCUUCGGCGAUUGUCGGAAAGAUCAAGGUCCAGCUCAAGCUAUCCAUUAGUAGGCUACGCAUGGUGCAGCAGAAGGACACAGCUAUAGCGAAGCAACAAAGACGGGCAAUGGCUGUAUUGCUUGAACAAGGCAAAGAGGAAUCAGCACGCAUCCGUGUCGAGAACAUCAUUCGGUCUGAUAUCACUACCGAACUACUAGAAGUCCUUGAGUUAUACUGCGAGCUUCUUUUGGCAAGGACAGGGUUGUUAGAAGCUAAAGAAUGUGAUCCCGGGCUAGAAGAGGCGAUCAAAUCCAUCAUCUACGCUGCACCACGAACAGAUGUCAAAGAGCUUCAGCAGGCAAGGGCACUAUUGGUGGAGAAAUAUGGAAAGGACUUUGCGCUGGAGGCUGUGGAGAACUCAGAUGGCAAGGUCGCGGAAAGAGUGCUCAAAAAGCUAAGAGUCGAGCCUCCAGAACCAGAGCUGGUGACAUUGUACUUGAAGGAGAUUGCUAGAACUUACGGUGUGAAUUGGCCGAGGAAGGAAGAGUCCCUGGAUGCCCAGGACGAUGGGGACGAUGACAAACCCUCGGGCGGUCAGGCAUUGAAGAACCUGGAAGAGCCCUUGACAACAGAUGAGUUGAGCAAAGCUACACCCCCACGAGAUCUUGGUCCGAGGUCGCCGAUCAGCGUAGCACCUCCAAGUCCAAGCACAGACAAUCUCAAUCCGCGAGUAAGACUACCAGGUCCACCAGAACUGAAGCCUGGGGCGAAGAUGAGCGGCUUGAAGAAACAGACAUCUGACACAGAUGCGCAAAGCACUGCGACAAGCAGAGAGUCCGGAGCAAAGAAAGACAUAGUUGGGGGCAAGAUACCAGACGUCGACGAAUUAACAAAGCGAUUUGCCGCAUUAAAGAGAUGA
Letharia columbiana is the source of this 909-nucleotide messenger RNA. RefSeq lists its product as uncharacterized. The record is from RefSeq and is a predicted model, not a curated record. The transcript is spliced from 3 exons. Bases 1 to 909 code for a protein of 302 amino acids. Gene Ontology annotation, biological process: protein transport. NCBI's taxonomy places the organism in Eukaryota, Fungi, Ascomycota, Lecanoromycetes, Lecanorales, Parmeliaceae.